CCAUUUCUCUCAAGAAAUUCGUUGGCCAUGGCAGCAUGUACUCUUUGUCUUCACCGCUGGACUGUGGACUACCGUCAACCCCACCACCAAAGGCUAAAGUGGCCAGUCUCACAUGGAACAAGGUCACUCGGCAUCCAAGAGUCAGCGAAAUCCAAGUGGGAGUCAGCUCCAAGCGCCGUGCCCCAUUGGGAAGUCCUAAACGUGAUGUUCAAAGGGCAGAUAUGUUAAAAAUGUAUUCCAAGUACAGCAAGAUAGUUAAUUUCGACCAGCUUAAAGAUCCCACGGAAAUAUGGGAGCUACAGGAACUGGUUGGAGAAGGCACCUAUGGAGAGGUGUACGCUGUGAGAAACAAACAAACAGGCCAAAAGGCUGCUGCCAAAAUAUUGGAGAACAUCCACGAAACCGUUGAAGAGAUCGAGCAGGAAUAUCAGAUUCUAAAGGCUGUGAGUAAUAACCCUAAUUUCCCACAAUUCUAUGGAUUGUACCUGAAGAAAGAAAACAAACUGGAUGACCAGUUAUGGAUUGUCAUGGAGUUGUGUCAGAAUGGAUCUGUAACAGAUCUUUCGAAAGACUUGGUAACGCGUAAGAAUCGGCUGGAUGAAGUCCUGAUUGCUUUCAUCUUGAGGGAAACACUGAAGGCCAUUAAUCAUAUGCAUAAAUGUCAUUAUAUGCAUCGGGAUAUCAAAGGACACAACAUCCUAAUGACAAGUGAUGGUUCCAUCAAACUGGUCGACUUUGGUGUUUCAGGCUUACUUGAUCAUUCUCUAGCAAACAGAAGGACUUCUGUAGGCACCCCCUAUUGGAUGGCACCAGAGGUAAUUGCAUGUGAGCAACAACUUGAUUAUGUCUAUGACAUUCGGUGUGAUGUUUGGUCACUAGGGGUCACUGCAAUUGAAUUAGCCGAUGGUGACCCACCCCUUUCUGAGCAGCACCCCAUGAGAGCAUUGUUUAAAAUUCCAAGAAGUCCUCCACCAACAUUUAAAAACCCUGAUCUCUGGUCUAAAGAAUUCCAAGAUUUUGUUGCUCAAUGCUGCAUUAAGGAUUACGAAAAACGACCUUUUACAUCAGAAUUAUUCGACCAUCCAUUUUUUAAGCAAAUUCCUGAUGACGUAAGCUUGUUGAAACAAAAAUUAACAAACAUGGUACACCAAAUGAAUCCGGUGAUUCACACCCCUGAUGUGACCACCAAACAUGGUCAGUUGAAGUCAAAGAGGGCCAGUAAGAGGCCAGUCAACGUCCCCGAUGACCUGGCUACUUUGGAAACCUUAGAUCCUGAUGUGAUAACCCGCCAGUUAGAAGAGAGAUACAAGCAUAGUAUCAUCUACACCUAUAUAGGGGACAUAUUACUGGCUGUUAACCCUUUUAGACCCUUAAAUAUUUACUCAGAAAAGCAUCUUGAACAAUACACCAAUGCACCCAAAGGGGCUUUGCCACCUCACAUCUACGGUCUGGCUGACCAAGCUUUCCAUAGUAUGUUGCAUCUGCAAAUUAAUCAGUGUAUUGUUAUCAGUGGAGAAUCUGGCGCUGGUAAGACUGAGAGUGCUAACUAUCUGUUACAGCAGCUCACUAACCUUGGGCAGGCUCCUGACAAGUCUUUACAACAGAGACUUCUUCAAGCGAAUCCGUUGAUGGAAGCUUUUGGUAACUCACAGACUGUUAUUAAUGAUAAUUCCAGUCGCUUCGGCAAAUAUCUUGAUAUGAUUUUCAACAAUAUCGGCAGUGUAAAUGGCGCAAGGAUUACCGAAUAUCUCUUGGAAAAAUCCAGAAUUAUACAACAAGCGCCUGGAGAGCAGAGUUUUCAUAUAUUUUACUACAUCUUGGCUGGUCUUGGGAAUCUUCCAGAUGAUAAGUAUUUCUUGAAAUCCGCCAGAACAUUUAGAUAUAUCAGCCAAUACCAGCCAAACCCAUCGACUUUAGCUUUCAAUUCCCAAAAGUUCCAGACUAUAAAGCAAUGUUUCGAUAUAAUCGGAUUCACUUCUGAGGAAGUCGAUGAAGUUUUCUGCGUUCUGUCAAGUAUUUUACACAUCGGUAAUAUAGACUUCACAGCACAGGAGACCCGACAUGGCAGUGACUCAUGUACCGUUAUAGAUAAUACGAUCAUUAACAAUGUCGCCAAUCUGCUUGGUGUUGAUCCAAAAGAGCUGAUUGAUUCUUUAACCUCCACUGGCAUUCUUGCUCGUGGAGAAGUUAUCAUCCGCUGCAACACAAGAAAUGAGGCACUUGAUGCUAGAGAUGCCAUGGCCAAGGCCCUCUACGGACGACUCUUCAGUUGGAUUGUCAACAAAAUCAACUGCCAACUGAAACCCAAGAAAGAGGCGUCCCAAGAAUUUUUAUGCAUUGGAAUUUUGGAUAUUUUUGGUUUCGAAAAUUUCCAGAAGAACUCAUUUGAGCAAUUAUGUAUUAAUAUAGCUAACGAACAAAUACAGUAUUAUUUCAAUCAACAUAUUUUUGCAUGGGAACUGCAAGAAUAUGAAUCUGAAGGAAUUGAUGGUGCUGAAGUGGACUAUGAAGAUAACCGUCCUGUACUCGAUAUGUUCCUCAUGAAACCAAUGGGCUUAUUAGCUCUCCUUGAUGAAGAGAGUCUUUUCCCAAAAGGAACCGACCAAUCAUUAACAGCAAAGUUCCACCAAAAUAUCAAGUGCCCUGCCUACAUCAAACCAAAAGCAGAACAGAACUUGAAUUUUAUUAUUGAACAUUAUGCUGGGAAGGUGGAAUACCAAACGACUGGAUUUCUGGAGAAGAACCGAGACAGGCUCCCAACUGAAGUGAUCCAUCUAUUCCGGAUGUCAAUUAAAAACGUGGUCAAAGCUUUAUUCCACACCCCACUCACAAAGAUUGGUAACCUCUCUACUGGCAUAUCUCGUAAUUCUCAGACUGGUGGAACCGUUAAUAACAACUAUCGCGACCCACGUCAAACUUCCAACAGCAGAUUUGAGAAUUAUGAAGAUUACAAAACUAUGGGCCAUGGACAGGGAUCAACCAGCAUGACUCGUAUUCAGCAGACCGUGUCGUCAUAUUUCCGUUACUCUCUUAUGGACUUACUCUCCAAGAUGGUUGCAGGGACACCGCACUUUGUUCGUUGCCUGAAACCAAACACCCAGAAAAUUCCUGCAGUCUACGACAAAGAACUCAUCAAGACUCAGCUUCGUUACACUGGAGUCUUGGAAACUACCAGAAUUCGCCGAGAAGGUUUCUCUCAUCGUAUUCCCUUCGGAGAGUUUUUGCAACGGUACUACGUACUGAUGCCCAGCUGGGUAAAAGCACCAAAAGCAAGGGCAGAGAACUGUUCUUCACUUCUACAGCAUGUGGGAUUCAGUGACUAUGCCUUUGGCAAAACCAAAGUAUUUCUACGAUAUUAUCAUGUUGAAGAAUUGGUAGCUCAGUGUGAAAAGAUCCGCGAACAGAAAGUGCUGGAAGAGAAAGCCAUCAAAAUCCAAAAAAGUUAUCGAGGUCACCGCGGUCGAAAAGUUGCCAAAGUGAAAAAAGAAGAACGAAAACAACAAGAACAAGCUGCAACUUUAGUGCAGUCGCAAUUCAGAGGUUAUCAGCAACGAAAGAAAGAGAAUAAAAAAAAAGAAAAAAGGAAGCGCAGAGGAUCGCAAUUGACCAACGAGGAACAUGCUGCCAUUACAAUUCAAAGAUCUUACCGAAGAUACAUGCUGAAGAAAUCCAGCAAGAAGAUGAUGGACGAUAGCCAAAUCAGGGAAGUCCGUGCAGCAAUAAUCCUGCAGGCAUACUACCGCACAUGGAAGUGCCGUACCUUCUUCCAGCAGCUUCUAUUCCUGAAAACCCACAAAGAGAUGCAGUAUGAAGACUUUGUGGAAGCAGUUCAGAUUUACAACUUUGAUAUUUACACCUGGCAAAUAGCCACAAACUACGACUACAAGGCAAAGAGUUCUUCAGAUUUAGUCGGGGAAACUCUUGAGAAAUUCAAAAAGAAAAUGUUUGAUUCAAAACAGGUGGGACGUACACCGUAUUAUGAUGCCUUGACUGGCUCUGCAACUGCUCAACAACCUGAUCACUUGCCACCACAGCCAGGUGGCACCCCAGGCUCCCCAGCUGGAGAAUUCCCACCCCCGCCUCAAGACGACGUCGUUAAGACUUCCGGAGGUGCCUUCAAAGCAAUUUUAGAGAAGAAAGGAAUGGCUUAUUAUGACAGUGCUUCAGGAUUUAAGCCAACUGAGAAACCAUCUGGAAAGACGACAUUUGCGAGUAUCAAGGAAAAACUCAGAGUCAAUCAAAUUAAAAAGACUACUGAAGAAGGGCAACCCAAAGAUGACCAAUUCACCAAUAUCCUUGAAGCAGCCAAACAAAAGAGAAAGGAAAGUGGACCACUCCCCGUCCCUAGAUUUGCUGAUGAAAUAGAUGAUGAAGGUGAGAAGGAAUUAGAGGAAUUCUUUGAAGAGAACACCAAAACAGAAUUAGCGAAGAAAUGUGAGACCCAAGUGACCGCAAGGAUCCUGUCGAUGAUGUUCAGUCACAUGGCAAUGUAUGAGUCCGAUGAGGAAUCAGAUUUCUCGGAGUCUGGUGAUGAAGAGAUGAUCAACUAUUCCGAAUUAGAUGCGCCUGCAGUACGAGACAGAAUUAAUUUAUUUGAAAUGGGUUCUGUUUCGCAUAUUCAGACCCCAAUAAUGAAAAGGCGACCAUCCGGUUCUCCAGAUUUCAGUUCUUUUCAGCAGGCCACUGAUGUAAGUGGUUCUCUCUUGGCUUUCAAUGACGAUGAGGAAGGAAACUCUACAGACUUGCGAAGUGUUUUGAAACGGAGUGGAAACCUCGAGGCUCUUUUGUACGAAGAUGGAAUCCUGGAAUAAUUUCUAUAUUUUUUGUGUUUGUUUUUGAUUUUUUUUUUUUUUUGGUUAAAGAUUCCUCAAAAAAGGCUCACACAACACUUAAUUGAAUUACACCGCGUUUGGUAAAUUUUUUACUAAAACGGACAAAUUGAAAGAUAGGUAAUAUAGCCAGCAACUGUGUGAAAUAUCAGAAGAAUGCUAUCAACUAUAAUAGAGUAGUAGAAAGACCUAGCAAGCUCCCCUGCUUCUCUCUCUCUUCACCCCUAACCCUUUAUAGUCACAUCUCCUUCAUUCUUCCUCCUGUUGACAUUUGAGUUUUUCUUCCCUGUGAGAAACAAAAUCCAGUUUGACUUUUUAAUUUAUGAAUUCAACUUUUUAUUUGUCUCAAGCCAUGACAAAAAGAAAAAAAAUGUAUGGAAGAACAUUAUGAAAAUGGAAACCUGGCAAAAAAAUGUAUGGAAGAACAUUAAGAGCAAUAUUACUUAGAUAUUUCAGUUCUAUAGAAACCUAUACAUACAAUACUACUUACCUCUGACUUGUGUGCUGUAAUAGUCUCACCACCACAAACACCACACCUAGGUCUGGUCCCUGUAUUUCAAUAUGUUGGACCCGUGUGCACAUCUUAUAUCAAUAGACCUUUUUCUCUUUAGUUCAAAGCUGUAUUUAUUAUUCAAACUUACACAACUCCAUCUUGUCUAAUUAUCACCCUACCUGUGUCUCUAUGAAAGUAUGUGUGGCUGGAGAGAGAAAAAAAAACCAUGUCAUUAUCUCCCUUCCCAAUUUAUGUAAAACCUAAACACACAGACACACACACACAUCAGUGGCAUAGCUAGAGUGUGUGUGUGUGUAUGCGUGUGUGCCAUCCAGGGGCAGCCCUUGAGUUUGCUGAGCCUCCAAAACCUAAAUGAUUUUACAGCAACCUCCAAGUUUACUGCCUUCACAAAAGCGUGACCUAGGGUGGACUGCCCCCACCUCCCUAGUUACGCAACCAACACACAAUUUACAUGAUUAAAUAUGAAGCCUGAUCUAUGAUUAAACCUAAGUACACCUGUUUAUAUUUAUUCACUCAUCUCUCUCUCUCUCUUUUCUGUAUGUCUUGUGUGUUGAGAAACUUAUUGAUUCUAUCUUUUAGUUUAUGUAAUGAAAGAAAAAUUAGGCAAAACCUUACCUUAAAUUUGAGGGCAAAUCUAAAACUGAACACAAAAUGUCUACAUUUAUAUUUUUAAAAUUUAGUUUGAAUGCUGGCAUAUAGGAUUUUCAUGAAGGAGGAUCAGUUAAGAGAUAGAAGCAGAGACAAAUUGUGCGCCAUAUAUUGGAGGGAUAUUGAGGGUCUUUUUUUGAAACAGAUUUUGGUAUUAGGGACCAGGAAAUAACAUUGAGUUUUAUACAUUGGUAUAACAUAACUACGUUAAGAUUAGAACCAACAAGUGAUAAUUCACUGAGUGGUUUACACAUACAAAGCAUCUAUUGUGAUUUAACCGACAAGGAAGCUUGUCAUACCGGUGUGUGACUUGUCAUACAGCCUCUUAUAUAACAGAUUUUGUUAACCCAAUUUUGAAAGGGCUGUUUGUUGUCCCUAAUUCUUUCAUGAUUGAGGAUGUGUUCUGUUUAUUUAUUUAUUGUUUCUGAAACAAAAUAAAAAAGAGAGAGAAAACUCCUUCUAUAAUUCGCUAUGCCCCUCCGACUUCACUCUCUCGCUAUGUUAGGUACAUAAUGUAUUAUAUUGUUUUGCAAAUAUUCUCAUCUUUAAUUAGUUACUAAUCCGACAGAAAUAGCUUUAUCAAAUGGCAAUUAGAAUAAACUAUAGAUGAACUUCCAGGAAAUUCUGCACAUUUUUCCUUUUCAGUGUACACAUGUAUGUGCAUAUAUAUGACAAUAAAUGCAUCUAUAUUUAAACAUAUAUGUACAUACUUAGAAGUUUGAAUUUGUAUGUAAAGUUGUUAUAGCUGAAUCAUGCUUUGCAUUCAAACCUUCUUGUCCCUGGUAGGAAAUUAUGCUCUAUUUUUCUUUCUCUUUUUGGUUACAAUAAUGUCAGCCAGGUUCUUUCUUGUUUACAUUUUAAGAAGCAACUUUCCACUUACGAAUCAACUCUUUGGAACAGAGAAGGGUCAGUACAUUCUGAUGAGUAUUAAAGAAGGUGAAACUCAUCAGUCCAAUUCUCGUCCCAAGCAGCCGAAAAGAGCCUUGUGCUUAGAUAACAGGGCCUAAUUUCACAGCGAAACUACUUCUGAAUAAAGUAUUUUCUGUAUCGCUUUUCUGUAAACAAGAAGACCUGUUAGUUCAGAGAAACCCUGUCAGUAUUUUAUCUUGCUUCCCUUUGCUCCUCCAAUAUUGGUAAUAUAACAUCAUCGAAUACUUUUAAACUGUCACCAAUUCUUAAAUCCACUCCCACCUUUUCACUUCCUUGUUAUUGCCAGAUUUAUCAAAGACACAUGUUUUUCGUGACUAAUUUUUUCGGUGAAAAGGAGUAAGAAAGAUCGCCUAAAAUGGACAUAUCUUCUUGCAGAAAUGUUUCUAUCGAGCGUUUGUAACUAAACUAAGUCUGAUAACAGUUUUCUUUGGGUUUUUUUUUUUUCUCCAUUUGAUAAACACAAGUCAUUGACGAGAUGCAGCAAGAUGAAUUUUUAAUCCUGCAAAUGUGGCAAACCACAUUUUUUGUUUUAACUAAUCAGAUACGUUAUUGAUUAUUGCUGCAGAAUAGAUUUAAAGACUUAUCAUAUUAAUCUGAAUAAUGAUAAUGGUGUGACAUGGCUGGUACAAAAACUGGUUGUCAUCUAUGUUAUAUAGGCCAGCGUGUUAAAAGGUUAGACAACCAAAAUAGAGGAGAAAAAAAAGAGAAAACAAUCAACAACUGUUAUCAAGAAACGGCUUCGAACUGGUUUAGUCUGACAAUAAAUAAACCAGACAUUGUUUUUUGGGUUUUUUUUUUGUUUUCAAUGGAAAAAGAAUAAAAAAUCUUUUCUUUCUUUUCAUUUUAAAAUUAAAAGUUGUCUCAAUGUUUUCACACUUCAACUGGUUAUUUGAGAUAAAUUCUAUGUGAUUAUACAUCAAUUUAACUUUUUUUGUUGGAGGGGGGCAAAGCUAAAUAAAUUAUGAAGAAUGAAAGAAAACAGAAAAAAGUAUCUACAAAUUAUUAUUACCAUUCAAGGGACACAUAUUCACCUCUGCACAUUAAGUUCUAUGACUUGUAAAAAAAAAACUGACUACUUUGGAAUAGAAAAAUAUUUGAAAUGGAAAAAAAAAAAAAUAAUAAUAAUAAUAAUAUGCACUUAUCUAAUUAGAGUUUUCAAAAAUAAAUAUUUCAAUUUUUACCAAAUUAUCUCAUGGGGAGUUUUGGGGGGGGGGCAACAAAAGAUUGUUUCUGCAAAUUAUUUAGAUUUUCAUUUUUUUUUUUAUCUGUA
Octopus sinensis (East Asian common octopus) is the source of this 8191-nucleotide messenger RNA. Its product is annotated as myosin-IIIb-like. The transcript has 40 exons. Bases 36 to 4811 code for a protein of 1591 amino acids. Gene Ontology annotation, molecular function: cytoskeletal motor activity; ATP binding; protein binding. Gene Ontology annotation, cellular component: myosin complex. The record is from RefSeq and is a predicted model, not a curated record. Gene Ontology annotation, biological process: protein phosphorylation. NCBI's taxonomy places the organism in Eukaryota, Metazoa, Mollusca, Cephalopoda, Octopoda, Octopodidae.